This is a messenger RNA of Hydatigera taeniaeformis, 819 nucleotides long. The record is from the annotation of a GenBank genome assembly. NCBI's taxonomy places the organism in Eukaryota, Metazoa, Platyhelminthes, Cestoda, Cyclophyllidea, Taeniidae.
AUGUUAAUGGACUCAAAUACCUUCGUUGUUUUAGAUGGCCAGGCCUCCCUAUGGCUUCGGUUGAAUGAGUCGUGCCUUAACAUAUUGACGACGUUUAUAACUGGCUUGAACAAAGCUAAUAAGCAGCUCACUACCGAGCACUUUUCAAUGAAUGGUAAGUGGGCGUUGAUUCGCACUUUUCGCGCUCAUCUUCUUUUCGACCGCAGCUUGGACUUACCAAAUGCUUCAGAUUCAUUUUCAAGACUGCCAAUUUUCCGAUAUUUUAUGCGAGAAAUACCGUUCGCACCUACGUGGCGUCUCUUUAGUUCCGGUGGAACAAACCAAGUGGUGGACAUAUGGAGUACUACGCAGGAGUCUCAUCAAACGGGUCAGGCUGUUAUUUGGGCCACAGAGAUUCUUGGAAUUCUGACUCUUUCAUCGUACACCGAAGAUCGUUUGGGAACAGUGCAAUCCUCCCUUGGACGGAUAUUGAGUACGAUAGACGAAUCCUUGGAGGGUAUGGAGCUCCACUUUAACCUGGUUGGUCUUUCACUUUCCUAUGGCGGCUUGACGGCAUCCAAGUUUGGAACGCACUGUCAGAUUCCUAGUCCAACGGUACAUGAAAAGGAAAACGCGAGGACGAUUGACGCCUACAGGUACGCAUCGGAUAUUAACCUUCCAUGGCGCAUUCACGCAACAUUGCGUUGGGCUUUGGUCUCGUGUGUCCGGCGCUUCGGCGAUCACCUUAGGUACGAGUGGACCGCCCAAAGUUGCAAAUUCUGCACUUUUAAGAUCUUUCAAACGUUAGAGACCUUUAACUUUCAAACGCUUGCUAAAUGA